GAGAAGCUGACAUCUACCCUCUGAAUCAACAGCUCCUCCUGACAUGUAGCUACAGAGUCCACAGAGUGUAAACAACGGUAAAAUAGCUGCUGCUCUCCGGAUUAAUUUGGUGUAGUUGGCGGCUAUCUGACCAAAAGUCGCGCUUAAUGAGUCCUUCAAAAUUUCUGAAACGGUAAUAAUACAAAAAAUAAAAAAGAAAUUGGUGACAGGACUUGAUACUGCAAACAGUCACUGACUGGUCACCUCCUUCCGGUCCAGGGCGCAAUUUUCGCGCCCUUUAACUGCUGCUAUAAUUUACAUUGGGAGGAGGGAAUACGCAUGUGCAACUUUAUAACGGGAUUUUUUUUUUUUUUUUUUUGUUGGACGGUAAAGGCAUCUAUCUAUAUAGAUAGAUAGAUAGAUAGAUAGAUAGAUAGAUAGAUAGAUAGAUAGAUAGAUAGAUAGUCCACGCAUGGCGGCCAUCUUGCUAUGGGCAGUUCAUAACAUGUCAGUCUACGGUGCAUGUAGCAAUUAAAAAAACAUAGAUUGAUAAUUUUAAACCUAUUUUCGAACGGUUUGGUUUGUAACAAACCUCAGAGUUUUAGUUAUGUUCCUGCACACUCAAGAAUAAUUUUAAACAUGGAUUUUAAUAAAUAAACAUUAAGCAGAUAGGUAGAGUAAUAGCUAUAGGCCUACACACACAAGGCAGUUAUAUUAAAUCAUUUAUAUAUAAAAUAUUUAAUCAUUCCAUGUAUGUUAUAUUAGUAAUAUUUCAAUUAUAGGGAUGACUAUAAUAACAUAUAGCAAAAACAUACAUAAAUAUUUAUUUUUUAUAUAAAUUUCUGCCUCAUGUUGCCAUUUUAGAUGUUUUUAACAAACCAAACAGUUUGGAGAUCAUGAGCAAUUUAAGUUAUGUUAAAACACAAGAGCAUUUCUGCUUCUUUAACUGAUGUAAAAUUACUGGGUCAACUUUGUAAUAUGUACUUGGUCUCACUCACAGUGAGUCUGUCAGCCAAGUAAGACAGCUGAUAAACUAAAGCACAUCCACAAAAACUGUCACUUCGACGAAAAGUAUAGGCUGUCAUACAAGAAAUGAAAAUCUCGAUUGUGGUCUCAACUCGACAACUUGCGCAAAGCUAUUCAAAAGUUAGCCCUUGCGUGCAAAUAGCUAUGAAAGCAUCUUCAACCUCUUCACCCCCACCCUCUGGAACGCCCUCCCUAAAACCAUCCGUGAAUGCCCGGACCUCAUCAGCUUCAAAUCUGCCCUCAAAACCCACCUUUUCAGACUCGCUUUUAUUACCUGACCCCCCUGACUCACCAUUAUCCCACCUCUCACAUCUGCCCCUCCCACCUGUAUUCUUUUAUUCUUUUUAUUUGAUUUUACCUUGUUUUUAGCUUGUUAUUAUUAGUCUUUGCCUCACUGCAUUUUUGUUAUGUUUUUGUAAAGUGUCUUUGAGCUCCUGUAAAAGCGCUAUACAAAUAAAAUGUAUUAUUAUUAUUAUUAUCAUUAUUAUUAUUAUAUUAUCUCAUGAAUAUAUUUUUAACAUUAUCAUCAAUAUAAAAUACGUGUUUCUGUGCAAUGUCGUCCCAGGUAUGCGCGCGCAGCCUUGGGGCAGAAAGCAUUUCUUAUUUGUUUACUAGCGGAGUCAACGGAGAAAGAAAAUGACAAGGAGCUGUUGUGCUGUAAACAGCACAAAUCAGCAAAACAAACAAUUACAACCCUGCUCCUGAUAUUAGAAACAUCUAAAACAACGUCACAAUCUGGUAAAUUGAGUGAAAUUCAUGGAUAAUGAAAUGACAUUUUAUUGCAAUUGAGUCAGGGAGAACUUGCAAACAAUAAGGCAUCUUCAUUGAUAUUAGUUCACUCCGAAGCAGGCUUUUGCCCCAUGGUUUCGCGUGCACCUAGUAAUGUUUGUAGACGAGAAACCCAUCUAUUAUAAUAACAAUAAUACAAUGGAGUGUUAGGGCCACAUUAAAAAAAAAAUUAAGACUUCCUGAUUACUUACGAGAAUAAAGUCGUAAUAAAAUCAUUACUUACAAGCAAACAAAAUAAUGCCAUUAUCCACACCCGUCGACAACACAAAGACUUUAGGAUGUUACCAGUAAUUUCACAAAACUCACCCUGAAAAUAUUUAAGUCAAUGUCAUGACUGACGUACAUCACUGAACCAGAUUCUUCCUCAGUGAACAUGUGAGCUAAUUAAAGAAGUCGCAGUUGUUAAAGAUGGCCACACCUAAUACAAAGGACAAAAUUAGUCAUACAUGUUAUUUACGUCUUUGUUCACAGUCUGAUGUCAUGUUUUUUGCUUUGUGUGAAUAUAUAAACCCCUGUCUGCUCAGUAGAGUCGAUCAAAGAGGGAACAGCAAAGUCACGAAGAGGUGGAAUCAGAGAGCAUCCAAACUUCAGUCCCAGCACUCAAGACCAGCAAACACAGCAUGAGCUCUGUGAGUACUUUAUUCAUAUGUAUUUGUCCAUUUAUAUUCAAUGCCACUGAUGUGUCUUGUCUAAUUUAAAAGUUUGAUUUUAAAUAUUUUAGGUAAAUAUAGACCCUUUUUCAUUUUUGCUGCUAAAAUUGUGUGAACAGUGUUUUCUUUGCUGUCAUGAACUCAAGAUUUUGGAGAUGUUUCCUCAACAUUUCAUCAACAUCAACAAAAAGUCAGAGUGUUGUAAGAUAAAUGUGAAGGAGUUUCAAGUGUUAUGUGAACUUUAGCAUUGUAAAAACCAUUUUCUGUGGGGAAAAAGAUGUAAACAUGACCUCAAUGACAGAAAUAAUUCAUAGACCAACAUUAUUGUUUCUGUAUAAAUGGAAGCAGUUGUAUUAAACAGCUGACUCCGUAAAGAACUGCAAGGCAAAUUAAUGAAAUAUUAAGAGAUACAGGUUAAUAUUCUUUAUUUUCAAAGCAACACUUUAUUAAGCAGUCCUGUUAAAAUCAUACAUCUGUGAAAAUGAUUCUGUUGUCAUUUAAGUGCUCAAAGUGAUCAGUUAUUAUUUCAUUUUAACAGCAAAGAACAUCCAGCACCAUGAAGAUGAGGAUCUUUGCCUUCUUUCUUCUCUUACUUGGUAAGUUCAGGAAAAUAUCUACUAAAAGAAAGUAAUUUAUUUACCUUUUUUAAUUUAUAAAGAAAAAUCCUAAAGUGUAAAUGAUAACUGAUCAAUGCCAUCUUUGUUCAUCAGCCUCAGUCAACGGGCAAUCUACAACCACAGCUGCUCCAACAACCACAGCUGCCCCAACAACCACAGCUGCUCCAACAACCACAGCUGCCCCAACAACAACAGUUGCCCCAACAACCACAGCUGCUCCAACAACAACAGUUGCCCCAACAACAACAGUUGCCCCAACAACCACAGCUGCUCCAACAACCACAGCUGCCCCAGCAACAACAGUUGCCCCAACAACCACAGCUGCUCCAACAACCGCAGUUGCCCCAGCAACCACAGCUGCCCCAACAACCACAGCAGCUCCAACAACCACAGCUGCCCCAACAACCACAGCUGCCCCAACAACCACAGCUGCUCCAACAACCACAGCUGCUCCAGCAACCACAGCUGCCCCAACAACCACAGUUGCCCCAGCAACCACAGCUGCCCCAACAACCACAGCUGCUCCAACAACCACAGCUGCCCCAGCAACCACAGCUGCUCCAACAACCACAGUUGCCCCAGCAAGUGUUGCUCCAGGUUCCACUAAUGCAGCCACAAGUGUUGCUCCAGGUGCCACCAAUGCAGCCACAAGUGUUGCUCCAGGUGCCACCAAUGCAGCCACUAGUGUUGCUCCAGGUGCCACCAAUGCAGCCACAAGUGUUGCUCCAGGUUCCACCAAUGCUGCCACAACCGUAGCUCCAGGUGCCACAACCGUAGCUCCAGGUGCCACAACUGUUGCGUCAGGAGCAACAACAACUUUUACCACAAGUGUCCUUUUAUUCAUUGCAGCUUUUCCUGCAGUUCUUUUGAAUUAAAAAAAUGACAGAAAACCAAAAUAGUUUUACUUCAGUUUCCCAAUGCUUUUUUUUUUACAGAGACUAAAGGAUGUCAGGAUUUUAAUUUCCUAUUUAUUUUGUUAGCAACUUGGGCUUGAACUUAAGAUUGAAGAGGAUGUCACCAUUUUUAAUGUGUUUGAAAAACACAACAGUGCUUUUGUGAAAGUGGAUGGUAUUUUGUGCUGACAACAUAAUCACUCUAUUUAUUUCUUUUUUAUGUAUUUGUUAAAUCACUGAAUCUGUAUUUAUUUUUUCAUUCAGCCCCUACCAGUGAUUACUCAUAGAGCUUCAUUAGCCUCAUACAGGAAGUCGUCGUAGCAGCUCUCCUGCUCAUGUAAUCACGCUCGCUUUCCAGCUGUAAUGAUUGUCCCCUUUGUCUUUUUCAUGUGCAUUACAUGAUUCCUAUUAAAAACUCAACACAAGAAACCACUCUUUGUUUUGAUGUGUUCUUGUUUUGGUUGACUUUGAGUUCAGAAUUUCUCAGGGAUUCAGUGGGAUCAAACUUAUUUUAGAGUCUUUUUAAACCACUAAACCGUAGCUGUUUGUGGUCACAAUAACUUUUAUGUCUUCACUCUCAACAAAAAGAUGUCAUAUUUUGAAUUGCCCUGAGGGAACCUUCCCAAAAGGAUCAAUAAAGUUAGAUCUAAUCUAAUCUAAUCUAAUCUAAUCUAGUCUAAUCUAAUCUAACUAAACUAAACUAAACUAAACUAAGCUAAACGCAAUCUAAUCUAAUCUAAUUUAAUCUAAUCUAAUCUAAUCUAAUCUAAUCUAAUCUAAUCUGUGGGCCUGAGGUGGUCAGGGGCCCCUCAUAUGAGAGUUAAAUUGAGCUGACUUGUUUUGCAUGGUAAGCAUAGAUGCUGUUGCAGAUUCAGACCUCUGCCCUGUGAAACUGCACUCCUGCAGCUUGUGACACAGAUUUCUCUCAUAAAAUUUAGAGUUUUGACUUUGUGUAUUGUUUUAUUUGCAAAUUCGCCACGACGUAUUGACUCAAAAAUGUCACAUCCAAUGUCCCAUCUAUGACAGUGUCACACAGCAGGUUUCUGUGUUGUGUAAAAUGAUGGCAAAAUACAAAAAGUGCUUGAUCGAGACUUUAUGUGGUGAGCCACACCUCACCUGCCUUUGAAAGAGAUAUUUAGAUAUCUGUGACUGAUGUUGUCUCACUCGCUUUGUGAUGAUACAAAACCUGCUGUACUGUCACUUCAUCUCAGCACUGCAAACAGGUCAGGACUGCAGGUGGAAUCGAAGAGCAUCUCCGUCUCAAACGCUGCAGAGGACGCCAUCUAAGCUGAGGGGAAAUUAGUAAGUGUUUCAGACAUCUCAUAUCUGUACUGGGUGCAUUCUGCUGAAAUUACAAAUGUGUGCUAUAUUUUGCGUAUUAUCCAGUGUUAAAGAUUUAUCUUGUAGAUUUAGAAAUACUGUAUACCGUCAGUCCUUUUACAUCUGUUAAAGUUCAAUAUUCUCAACUAAAGUUAGAUUCAAAAUUAAUGAUGUUGACGUGGACAGUAUAUGUGAAAAAAAAAUCUGUCUGUGACCAUGGAUCAUAGGUUUAGUUGGAAGCCAAUAAGAAUUAAAUUUGACACUUUUAUUAUGGUUCAGACUCAGAUAUAAAUCAAAUACUAUGAACCAUGUGUGUACUUUAGUUAAACUUGAAACUGCACAGGAAAUAUAAAGUGCCCAAAACUUUACUUUCAGGCUGCCCAAAAGAGCAGGGAUGUGAUAUGUGGUGCAGUCCCGGCCUCAAAGUUUAUUUGCUUUUAUUAUUGGUGUAAGAAUAAGAAUAGGUUUUAGUUUGUAAAUAACUUAUUUGUCUUUUCUUGAGUCUGGGUCUCAAUGUCAGUACCUUCAUUUCUGAGUCCAGUAUUCCCCUCUGGUGCUCUAGUGUAUUAUGCCUCUGCUUUAACCUAGUUCAGUUGGUAUUUCCUGAGCCACUUCGUAGUAAAAUGGUUGAGCUAAAUGAGAGGAACAAGAAAACUAAUUUCAUUGGGGUCAAAAAUAAAAAAGUGCUCUAAUACAUAUUUUAAAAUGUAAAAUGAGAACCUUUUAUUUGAUUUAGCAUGUGAAAAAAAAUUUAGCCAAACAAUAUGAUGUAUAAAGAAAUAGCAACCUGCAGUAAUUUGGUGUUAACCAAUGAGAAUGAUUUACUUUGUUCCAGAAAAGAGUGAAGCAUGUCCAAAGAGAAGACAAAGAUCUGUGCUAUCCUUCUUUUUUUGGUUGGUGAGUUAAGAUAAGUUCCUUGGAAAAUAUAUUGAAUAUAUAAAAAAUGAGGUUAAAACUCUUAGAUGUGGUAUUCAUUCAUCAUUACAUAUUACACAGCCACAGGCAAUGGAUGGUUUCCUACCAAAACUGUCCAAGCAACAGCAGUCGUGCCAAUAACAGCUUCCAAGGUGACAAUUAAAACACAAUCAGCAUCAACUACUGCUGUACAAACAGACGACAAAACCACAGAAGCUGCUUCUACAACAGGAGCUGUCCUCACAAAAACCACAGCCAAGAAGACUGCAGCGACAUCGAAAUCAACCACAUCUGUCUUCACCAUGACCAAGACGGAGGGAAUAACAACCUCAGAUCCAACCACAGCAACCCCAAGGACAACUGUGGUUCCAACAACAAAUGCAGCUGUCCCAACAAAAUCUUCUACCCCGACGGCAUCCACAGAAAAACUGGCAUCCACAGUUGCCCGUACAAAAACAACAGCUGAAACAACAACCACAUCUAUCCCUACAAUUGCUACUUCUGCUGCAGUAUUUACAGCUGAAACACCAUCAACAGAACCCAAAACUACCACAGCUACCCACAAAAACACUGCUCAAACAAAAUCCACAACAACAGUCUACCCAACAACAACCACAGCUGAAAAGACAACCCCAAUCUGUGGUCUUGUUACCACAGCAACUCAUGCAACAAAACCAGUUCUUACAAGAAGCUAUUCUGUUCCAAAAUCAACCACCACAUUAGCAACUACAACAGCUAAAACUACAACCACAGCUUCCACAACAACUACAACUACAAGAGCAGAUGCAGCUCCACAAACAACGACAACUGUGCCUACAACAACUAAAGUUGCCAUGACAAAAACCAUAACUUCACCAAAAACAGCUCCACCUGCUUACACAACAGCCACAGUCACCAUAACAACUUCCGUAACAGCGUCAACCUCAGCUGCCAUGACAGGGACAGCUGCAAGAACAAAACCUGCUACAGUGGUCACAACAACAGCAACAAAAACUACUACAGUCUCUACAUUAACAACAAAACCUGCAAAAACAACAUCUUUACUUGCCAGAAGGACUGCAGCCGCAAACCGAACAAACAGCCAAAGCACUUCUGCAGAAACAGCAGCUGCUGAAAAAACAACAGCUAGCCAAACAACUACUGCCCCUCCAGCCACAACUAACAAAGUUGCAACAACCACAGAUUCCCCAAGGACAACCACAGGUGGUGCUACAACAACUCCUGUAACAACAACAAACAAUGCUGUGACAGCCAUCACUGAUAUCACAACAACAACAACCAAAAGUCCUGUCUCAACAACUACCACAGCUGAAACAACCCCCAAACUCCCAACAACCACAGGUCCUGCAUCUACAACUUCUGCCCCUGCAUCAACAACGAGCAAUGCUGUAACAACCACCACUGAUACACAAACAUCCAAAACAAGUUUUUCAACAAUGGGAACUACUGCAACAAGAACUACUAAAGCCGCAAAGACCACAGAUACCCGAACAACCACCAGUCCUGCAAUUCCAACAACCCCUUUGGCAACAACUUCCAACACCGCAAGAACCACAGAUUACCAAAAGACUGCCACAAGUCCUGCAAUGCUAACAACCUUUGAAGCAACACCUACCAAAGCUGCAAUAAACACAGAUAUCCCAACAACAUCUAAUAAUGCUACAAAAACCCCACCAGCAAUAACUAACAAAACAGCAAAAACCAUAGACUCCCCGAAGACCACAAGUCCUGAAACAACCACUGCAGCAGCAACUUUAACAGAUGCAUCAGCCAAAGCUACACCCAAAAUAACCACAAUUGUUGCAAAAAUGACAACCACUGUAGCAACACCUACCAAAGCUGCGAAAACCAAAGAUUCCAAAACAACCACGAACCCUGCUACAACAGCUCCUAUUGCAGCAACACCCACAGAUGCCCCAACAACAACCAUGAGUUCUGCCACAACUACUUCCCUUGUCUCAACAACUACCAGAGUGGCAACUGCCACACAUACCCCAACAAAAGCUACAAAUGAAACAACCACCGCCUCCCCAAAAACUAUUACAAGUCCGGACACAAUGGUAACCUCUGAAGCAACACCUACCACAGAUGCAGCAACCAAAAACUCCAGAGCAACAUCUAGUCUUGCAACUACAUCUGCUAACGCUAGAGCAACAUCUACCUCGGGUGAUUCAAUCAUGGAUAUCUCAACAACAAGUUCAUUCUCUGUAGCAUCCCCUAAAUCAACAACAAUUUCUGCACGUACAUCAACAGCUGCCUCUACAACACUAGAUGCUGCAGAGACAACCACAGCUGCCCAAACUAAAACUAAAACUACCUCUACUAUAACAGCUGUCCAAAAAACAGCACCUGCAAAAUCGACACCCCCAGCAGCUGCAACAACAACUACAAGUGCCCUGACAACAAACAUGAAUGCUGCAUCCACAACCUCAACAACACCAACGAAAACCAUAGCUUUAACAACAAUGACCCUUAAUGCAAAAGCAACCUCUUUAGCUUCCCUUACAACAACCCAACCAUCUGAACUUACAUCAGUACCUGUCCAAAUAACAACAGCAGAUUUUGCAGCAACAUCUGCAGCUGCUCUAAGUAAGGUUACAGCUUCAAAAAAUACAGCUAUUACUGACUCUAAAACAACCACAGUCCAAAAAACAGCAGCUGGCCUGACCUUGGGAUCUGUGGAAACUACUAGUCCUGUAAUCAAAACCACUGCUGCUCCUACUAUAACCAUGGUCACCCAAACAACCGAUGCUGCAAAGACAAUAAAAACAAUUCCACCUGGAAUACAGACAAGUUUAGCUGCUGCAACAAGAACCACAGCUGCUCAAACAAACAUAAAUGUUGCAACAACAAUUUUUGCUCAACUAUCAACAACCACAGGUGCUGCAACAACAAUCAAGACGUCUGUAAAUACAGCCUCUGCUACAACUGUUGCAAAUAAGAGAACAACUACAGACACUUCACCAGCAACCAUGAGUGCCAAAACAACAACUUUAAAUGCUGCAGCAACCACAGUGACCCCAAAGGCAAACAACUGUGCUGCAACAAUAACAACUGCAACUGAAGCAAUAACAGCAACCCCAAAUGCCAGAUUAAUAUCCACAACAUCUCCUAUAUCAACAACACUCAUAUCACCAACUGCCAAGACAACAAGUAAUGUAGCAGCAAUAAUCAUAGCUGCUCAAACUACAACUACACCUGACCUGACAACAUCUGCUUCCCAGGCUACAACCAAAGAUAACCCUACAACAAGUGUUGCACUAAUCCAAACAACAGCUGCUCUUAAAACAAUGUCAGAUGCUUCAACAACAUCCACAGUUAGCCAAACAUACUCAGCUGCAAAACCAACUACAGCUCCAGCCCAAACAACAACAACUAAGGCAGCAACAACAACUAUGAAAUCAACAACAAUUCCCUCAACAACUACAACAUCAACAGAUACCAUGACUACCACCAUGGCUGCUUUAACAACUACCAAAACUGUUCCAACAACAUCCACAGUUGCUCCAACAGCAACUGUGGAUGUUGUUGCAGCAAAGACUCCUUCUGCCACCACAACGUCAACUUCUGCACCAUUAGCAACACCUUCCCAAACUAAAGCAGCUACAGCAAUAAGAACCACAACUGCCCCAACAAAAACAACUGCUGCAUUGAUAACCCCGACUGCAAUGGCUACAACAGCUUCCCAAACAACACCCAAAACCACAGUCCAAAUGACAACUUUAGCUGGUCCACUGACAACCACAGAUGCCACAACAACAAUUACAAUGAAAAAUGGAGCUACCUCGUUUACUCGUUUAACAUCUACAAAAACUGCUGAUGGAGCAACUAUUGCUGCCCAAAAUACAGUUACCUCUGCAGCACCAACAGCUUCAACAGUUGUAACAAAAGCUAGGAUUGAUGCUACAACAGUAACUGGUGAUGAAACAACAAUAACAAUCCCAAAGGCAACAAACACAGCCGUCUCAAAAACCACAGAUGCUGCAACAACAACAAAAGCAAUACAGACAACAACCCCUGAUACCCUUUUAAAAACUACAGUGGCAAAAAACACAGGAGGUGCUGGAACAAUCAUAUUCUCAUCCACUGCAACCUCACCAACAUCUAGACCAAGAACAACCACAGCAGCUAGAUCAAGAGCUACAGCAGCUUCAACAGAAAUUUUUGCUGGGCAAGGGACAACCACAGGUGCCACUGCAAAAACCACGGAUACUCCAACCAGUACCAAAGAUGCUGCAACGACAACCAUAGCUGCUAAAAUUGCAACCACAGCUUCCCAAUCAACAACAACUGCUGCGGUUACACCAACCACAAGUGUUGCAACUACUAUGAAAGACACAGUUUUUCAAACAACUAAUAUCAUAGCUGUCCAAACAUUUAAUAAGGUUGUAUCAACAAACACCACUGGCGCUGCGACUACCACCACCACAACUGCCCUUAAAGGGACCACAGAUACCGGACCAACAGCAUCUCUCUUAACAUCUACCACAAGGGUUGAGACAACAUCUAUGGCUGCUGCCAGAGAACCUACAGUUGCUGUAACAUUGACUAUGGCAACUUCUACAAUUCCAACAACCCCUUUGGCAACAACUUCCAACACCGCAAGAACCACAGAUUACCAAAAGACUGCCACAAGUCCUGCAACGCUAACAACCUCUAAAGCAACACAUACCAAAGCUGCAUUAAACACAGAUACCCCAACAACAUCUAAUAACGCUACAAAAACCCCACCAGCAAUAACUAACAAAACAGCAAAAACCACAGACUCCCCGAAGACCACAAGUCCUACAACAACAGCCAAUGCAGCAACAACUACAACAGAGGUAUCAGCCAAAGAUACACCCAAAACAACCACAAUUGCUGCAAAAAUGACAACCACUGUAGCAACACCUACCAAAGCUGCGAAAACCAAAGACUCCAAAACAACCACUAACCCUGCUACCACAGUUACUAUUGCAGCAACACCCGCAGAUGCCCCAACAACAACAUCUGCCUUAACAUCUACCACAGGGAUUGAGAAUACAUCUGUGGCUGCUGCCAGAAAACCCACAGUUGCUGUAACAUCGACUACGGCUACUUCUGCAAUGACAAAAGCAGCAGAAACAAGCAAAGCUGCUGCAACAAACAUGGCAAUGCCAACUAUAAUCAUUUCUGACAUGACAACAACUACAGCAAGAGUUAGUCCUGACAUGACAACCAACAUAACUGCUACAAAACCAACCACAGCAGGCCUUUUUUCCACAGCUGCCCUUACAUUCACAGCAAAUAUAAAAACAUUAACAACUGAUCAAAAUUCUGUCACACCGACUGGAACAACGACCACUGCUCCUCAGACAGAAACAACAGUCAUUAAAACAUCGAUGGCUGGAUCAACAUCAAUUGGCUCUAUAACAACAAAAGUGGCGUCAACAUCAACCCCUGUUGUUCAAAAAACAACCAUCGCAGCCCCAACAACCACAUCUGGAUUUGAACCCACAACUGACCCUGAAAUAACCACAACAGCCGCAACAGCAACAGCUACUCAGACAAAAACUCUACUCAUUCAAUCAACAAGCACUUCCACUUCAACUUCACCCACCACAGCAGCUCCCUCAACAAUUACAGUGACUGCAACAACAACUGAAUCCGUCUCAAAAGCAACCUUGGUUGUAACAACAACCAAAGCUGCCAAAAAAACUACCCCAGCAAAUGGGAAUUCCACUCAGACAAUUUCUACAGCACCUUCAGUAACAUCUGAUCAAACAAUAUCUACAGCCACCUCAACAACAACUACAUCCACUCUGACAUCUGAUACCAAAACUACAACCACAGCUGCUAAGACAUCUACAUCUGGUGCACCAACACCACCAUCCAUUACAUCAACCACAGCAGAUGCACAAACAUUUAAGACAACUUCAGCCAAUGAACUAAUGACAGUUGCUGCAGGAAAAACAACCAAACCAACACUGACAACUGAUCAAGCUGGAACAAUAUCAGUUUCCCCAGAAGCAACUUUUCCACUGACAAGUUCAGUUUUCCAAACACCAACCACAGCUGUCACAACUUUCAAAACUGCUGCUGGAACAACCCUUUUCUCAUCCACAUCAAUCUUCGAUGCUGCAAACUCACCAACAUCUGGACCGAGAACAACCACAGCAGCUAGAUCAACAGCUACUCCAUCCAGUACCAAAGAUGCUGCAACAACAACCACAGCUGCUACAACUUUCAAAACAGCUGCUGGAACAACCACUGAGACCAGAGAAUCAACAAAAGCUGGUGCAGGUACAACUACAGUAGCUCCAGUAGGGUCAAUCUCAAAGACAAAAGCCCCUGUGGCCUCACAUGCAACAUCUGCAGAUAUUUCAGCAGCAACAACAGCAGAGACCACAGAUCCAACAACCGUGGUGGGCCGGGAAGGAGCGAUCACAUUAUCUCCAGGAGGGGAAACAGUAGCAGCAUCCAAAGUACCAACUGCAGUGACCCCUUCAAAACCCAUAGUUACUACACCUACCCCAGUAGUAGGAGCAACCCCAGGUGUAGAUGCAACAGUAGCAGUCCCAAAAACUACCACAGUGGCCCCUGGAUUACCUAAAACUUCUGCAGGUCCAAGCCCAGUACUCUCAGAGCCAGCUACUACCAACUUCCCACAAACACCCACAAUAACAACCACAGUGGCCCCAGCAGCAUCCACAAAUAAUCCAGGAGCACCAACUGAGAUGGAUGUAUUUGUAACGACUGCAGCUGCCUCAGCAACUGUGACAGCUACAGCUGGAGCAACAGCCCCAGUGACACCUGAUGAUACACCAAAAGACACACCUGGAUCAGCAGCAACAUUAGAGGUCCCUGGGUCAACCACUGCAGUUGCAUUUACAAAAAGAGCAACCACAGUACCAACAACAAUGGUGGCCCAAGGCAUGACCACAGGAGCCAAUAUAAAUACUCCAGCAGCAACAAGCGUGUCAUCUAUGGUGCCCUUUGGAGUAUUUAUGACUACUGCACCUUUCCCUGCAGGAACUACAAAAACUACCACUGUGGAGCAACUUCUAGAUGUAACAAUAGCAUCAGUUACAGAGACAGCUUCACCAGCUGCCAAACCUGGUGUAACAACAAUUGCUGAGGUUGCAGGUUCGACCACAACAUCCGCAGCUACAGACAGAGUGGUCACAGAAUCAACAAUCACAACUUCCCAAGGAACAAUAAUCACAGACACCUCAGGGGCACAAACAGUAGGACAACUUACAGGGAUCACUACAGUGGCCUCAGCAACAACAACAGCCGAUCCAGUUGCACCUUCAUUAGACUCAGGAGCAACCGCAAAGGCCACAAGUGCAACCACAGUAGUAUCAACAGUGACAUCAAUACCAACCAAACCAGUCCCAGAACCAUCUACAGUGACCCAAGGUCCAACCAAAACUGCCCUGGCCUUGAGACUGACCACAGCUUUUCCAGCAGGAAUCACAACGGUACCAACAACAACUGAACCAACUGUUGAUGAAAUAGAACCACCACCAGGAACGGCAACCACAGUGUCCCAAAGAGCAACAACAGCAGCCCCGACAGAAGCCAGAGCAACAACCACAGGGUCCACACUGACAGAGAGAGCAACCACUGUUGUUAUUAAAGGAACCACAGGGGCAACUACUGUUGACUCACGAUCAACAACUGCAGCUCCAGCAACCUUCACAGUGACCCGACAACCAACCACAAAGGCCACAGGAGUGACAGCAGUGGCUCCAUCAGAAACUGUGGAAACAACAAUGGAAGCACCAGCACCAGUACCAGCAGACACAGCGACAACGGUAACAGAAUCUCCACCAGAAGACACAGCGACAACGGUAACAGAAUCUCCACCAGAAGAAACAGCGACAACGGUAGCAGAAUCUCCACCAGAAGACACAGCGACAACGGUAACAGAAUCUCCACCAGCAGACACAGCGACAACGGUAACAGCAUCUUCACCAGCGAAAACAGCAGUUACCUGCCUUGCAGUCGUCAAUAAAACAAGCCCCCUUUUACUAAUAACAGCUGUCAGCCUGUUAUUGUGGAGUUAAGAGCUGAGCUGGAACUAAGAGUAUAAUUCCUCCACCUUCAGGGGCUCUAUGUGCUCUACUUUGUUUUUCUCUGUAUGCUAAAACGGUGUCUCUUGAAAAAAAGCUAAUUCCUAACCCCCAUUAAAAAUUACAAAUCUAGAAAUCUACAGUUUUGUCCCUGACAGACAAAGGGUGUGAAACAGAAUUUAAGUCUAUUUGAUAAACAUACAAAGACUCUUCACAGGAGCUUUAACUUCAGAGGAAGUCGUAAUCUACUGACGAUGAACAGAGAUGAUUGAAAACCUUGAGAACCGUCAGUAUUUGAUUUUAUCUUUGGCCAGCUUUUUCAUGACAUACCAAGAAAUCCAGUUUAUAAGAAGUUAAAAAUAUUUCGAUUUUUUGGAAAAGUUUUAAAGUUUUCUGCACACCUUGGUAGAGGCAUUUAAAGGUUUUAACAAAACAAUCAUCAGCUUAAAAAAACUGGGUUUAGGCUGCUCCUCACUUUAUCAGAAUAUGACAUUCUGUGUUUCUGCGCUUUCGGAAAACCAUCUCUAAAACUGCGUAUAGACUGGAAGCAUCUCUGUCUGUGUGUUUCAUGUCCAGGUUAACAGCCUGAAAGUAUGUGAACCACUUAAAUCUCAUGUCCUCAACAAGAACAAUAAUCAGUUGGUUAAAAUCACCCACCCCGUUAUUAUCGUCCUCUAUGUUUGCUCUGUGUUUGUAAGUUUUGUUUGUUUGAUGAGCAGGAUACUCCAGAGGCUUAACAACUUCUUCACUUCAUUUCACUUCACUUCACUCAGACAAGCUCAAGUGUUGGGCUACCAGCCAAGAAAUAAGUGGUUUGUGUUUGGUGAGGCGCCAAAGUCGGAGAUAACCGCGCCAAGAAUGAUGCAUACUGUUGUUUUUAAUAGUUUUUCUGCAAAUCCCGCAUUUUACUGAAUUAAAAAUGAUUUUUUUUUUCUUGCUGCUUUUGUGAAAUGUUGACAUGUAUUAGUUUGCUGUAAAUCAUCUAAUAAGUUUAGACAUGCUUUUUUUAAUGUUAAGUGUCCCAACUGUUUAUCAUUAUGUAAAAUAUGAUAAAUAAAUAAAGAACUGAAUUUAAAAAGUGGGUCAUGAAGUUGAAUAAUUUUUACCUGCAUCAUCAAAUUUAAAGUUUGAUAUAUAUAUAAAAAAGCAUCCUCUCAGUGACUAAUAUUAAAGCGUUAUUUUUGUUUGAAUAUUCUUAAAAACCUCUAAAAUAGCUGUGAACAGUUUUACUUCUUUUCAGAGUAACAGACUUAACGCUGUCUGACUCAAUUAUCAUAUGUGUGAAGAACAACCAAGCUGAGCCCAGUGCAUGCUAGGAUAGAUUUCUUCAGACCAAACCCUAAACAGGACUAACUGGUUACAAAUAAUAGAUAAAUGCUCUGUAAACACUGUCUGCUAUUCAGUCCUUUAUAAUUCCCAUUAGGUGUGACCAACAGACAGUUAUGAGUCAACAGACCUGAACUAAAAACCUGCUUUGAUUCUCAGUCGCAAAAAUAAAAAACAAGCGAGAGAAAUCCGACGUCAAUCAGACACCGGGGAAACAGAUUUGUCGCCAUUCGGAAAAUCGAAGGAGUCUCUUUACCAAAACAUAUGACACAUGAGAUCAGCUAUAGCAGCAGAGCGCUGACGUUCGUCUGUAUCAUUCACUGAGCAACAACCUGAAUCAUCAUCAACACAAGCUGCUGCCAUGGCAACCAUCGACAGUAAGAUGGACUUAGCAUCUAGAUCAAAAGGGGGCAGAGUUCAAAUGAGAAUUUCUGGAAGAUAAUCUCUAGAUUAUUUUUUUGAAGAUGUAAACAUCUAGAUUCACUUGAAGUAGUUUCGUUUAGUUUAUUUUUAAACUUUUUAGUCCCCAUGCCACGUCGUUUACUCCUUUCUCCACUCUUUAUUUAUUAAUGUAAAAACAAAAAUAUCACUGUUACUUGGCCUCCAUCACCCGCCGCUGUCAGGAGUGUUUCCACUGUCUCCACCAUCAUUUCUCUGGACUUACAUGAGUGUACACAAGGCUGUUUCUAAACAUAGCAUAUAAAAAGGCAAACACCAAUUUGUGCACAAUUCCUAUAAUUGCGAGCCAACUUGUACCCAUCAUCGACAUUAUUAGGCUUAAAGGAACUGCACCCACUGCACCUGCUCCCUGCCCAGCAUAAUGAGCCUCAGGUGGGGUAUUAAGUCUAUUAAAGGUGGCUGGACUUUUACAAGAGGUUCUCAACCC
Molecule: messenger RNA, 16437 nt
Organism: Xyrichtys novacula (pearly razorfish)
Lineage: Eukaryota; Metazoa; Chordata; Actinopteri; Labriformes; Labridae
Source: the annotation of a GenBank genome assembly